Exophiala xenobiotica is the source of this 1921-nucleotide messenger RNA. RefSeq lists its product as uncharacterized. The record is from RefSeq and is a predicted model, not a curated record. The transcript has 5 exons. NCBI's taxonomy places the organism in Eukaryota, Fungi, Ascomycota, Eurotiomycetes, Chaetothyriales, Herpotrichiellaceae. Bases 175 to 1830 code for a protein of 551 amino acids. Gene Ontology annotation, molecular function: acid phosphatase activity.
CAGGUACAAAAGGCACAUGGUAGCUGCCGUGGAAAUGAUUGGCCAGCGCCAUUUCGUACUUGUCGUCGGAUAUAAAGAUGCUUGAUUAUGCUUGGUACGUCCAGAAAGCUCACUCCUGCUGUUUAACAAGAUUGAAGCUUUGACUUGGAUACUUGGGCUUGUGCUUGAAACGACAUGAAGCUUUCCAUCCUCUCCGUGGCGCUGGUGGCCAAGGCCAUUGAGGCUGCCCCGCAGAAGAUCACCGCUAUCUCGAACGUUGGCGCUUCGACUUCGGACGUCUAUCCUCCAGCAGGCACUGCUGUCAACUCGACGUUGUUUCCGCCCGAAUCAAAGGUCGGCUUUCCCGGUCCAACGCAAACCGGUGUUGAGGCAGCAGCGGCCCAGACAGCUCCUCUCUACCCAUACAACACCCAAGCCGCCAAGUCGUUCCCUCUGGUUGCUGCACAGCCUCAAGGCUCCAAUUCGAGCUCUAACGUCGACAUCACGCGCUACUGGGGAAACUUGUCUCCAUGGUACUCGGUGUCUUCCGCCGACUAUGGUCUGCCCAAUGCCAGUCCUUUAAUUCCUGAUGGAUGCACCAUCAACCAGAUGCAUCUGUUGUAUCGCCACGGUGCACGAUACCCUACCAGCGGCGCUGCGCCAGCGACAUUUGCCUCGAAGCUUGCAAAUGCCACCAAGGGAGCGGGUUUCCAGGUUGCGGGCGAACUGGCUUUCCUGUCCAACUGGACUUACAAGCUCGGUGCUGAGCUUUUGACUCCCUUUGGCCGGAGCCAAAAUUUCCUCCUCGGUGUUGAAUACCGCCAAUUGUACGGCGAAUUGUUGAACAACUUCACCGCUCAAAAGGCUAUCCCGGUUUUCCGCACCGAAUCGCAGGACCGCAUGGUCAAGACCGCCGAGAAUUUUGCCGCUGGUUUCUUCGGUGUCCCAGAGUACUUGGACCAGGUAAACAUCGAGAUCCUUGUCGAAACACUUGGAGUCAACAACUCGGGAGCUCCCUACGAAGUCUGCAACAACUCCAACGUCGCAACCAAAGGAAGCAUUGGCACGGCUGCUGCUAAUAAAUUCGCCGUCAACGCUUUCAACUCGACUCUUUCCCGCUUGAACUCCCAGCUCUCUGGCAAUCUGACUUUCACGCCUACCGACAUCAUCGCUAUGCUUCAGCUCUGCUCGUACGAGACUGACGCGCUCGGCUAUUCCGCGUUCUGCCCACUUUUCACACAGCAGGACUUCCAGAACUACGAGUAUUAUUUCGAUUUGUCGUUCUACUACAACAACGGGCCCGGCUCUCCUGUCGCUGCUGCUCAAGGCAAAGGUUACCUGCAGGAGUUCGUUGCUCGAUUCACUCAAAGCUACCCGACUGCAAUGUCUGCACUCAACCAGACCUUCGACAACACAUCGACGUACUUCCCUCUCACCCAGUCCAUUUACGCCGAUGCCACUCACGAAGUUGUCGUUCUCGAUACACUUACGGCCUUCAACCUGACCGCGCUGUUCAAUGGACCUGCUUUGAACACUAGCAUAAACCAGGGUCGCAACAGCUUCGUGGCCAGCAAGCUUGUACCUUUUGCAACGCACUUCACUACGCAAAUUCUUGAGUGCCCAGCUAUGAAACCGUCCAAGCAGAUCCGAUUCAUUGUUAACGAUGCUGUCGUUCCAGUCUCGGGCUCUCAUCCGGGAUGUCCCAAUGAUCCCAAUGGCCUUUGUCCCUUUGACACAAUGGUCAGCGUGUUGCAGAAGCGCAUCAACGAGAUUGACUACAACUACGAUUGCUUUGCGAACUACACAGCUACGGCGGGUGUCGAUUACAAUGGUCGUGCACCACGUACCUGAGGCAAACUCAGGCAAGCAGAACAUGAGACACGAAAUAAUUUGACCGUAGAGCAUGACUGAUAAUAUUAAUCUGAUGUCGAUACUGAGCCUG